AUGGUCAGUGUUACAUCCACCGGGAAGACAUUUGUCGUUGGUUUUACUUUUUUGGAGUGUGAAAGAGGGGAUAAUUUUAGGUGGACCUUGGAGGUGUGUCGCUCAGUUUUGAAAAAACAAGUCGAUAUGCCUAAGGCGAUUGUUACGGACCGUGACCCCACUUUGAUGAAUGUGGUUGCAAAGGUAUUUCCUUCUUCCGAUGCAUUAAUUUGUCGAUAUCACAUAUCAUGUAAUGUGAUAAGUAAGGUUAAACCCGUUGUGGGGACGAAACAAGCAGCGACCGAAGGCGGGAAAGCGGUGAAGCCCGGAGUGAUUGUUGACCAAAUGAUGGAUGCAUGGGAUCGUGUUGCAAAUUCGUCGACAAAAGAAUUGAAUGCCUAUGCUGUAUUGCAAUUUCGAAAAAUAUGUGAAAAAUAUCCUGAUUUAUUGAAAUACAUUGAAAGCACCAUUCUUGACAAAGUGAAGGAGAAGUUUGUUUGUGUGUGGACGGAUAAGGUCCAACACCUUGGGAAUACAACCACCAAUAGAGUUGAGUCGGCACAUGCUACUUUGAAAAAUUGGUUGUGUAGUAGCAAGGGUGAUUUGUGUAAAGCAUGGGACACCAUAAAUCACAUGAUUUCGAACCAACACAACGAAAUACAAACCUCGUUCGGUCGGAGCAUUUCGGUUUUUGAGCAUCGAUUUAAGAAUAACAUCCUUUACUCUCAAUUGAUCGGCAAUGCAUCUCGGGGCGGAUUGAAUUAUAUCUUUCACGAGGUAAAACGAGGUGAAACAAUUGGUGGCGAUAGCGCAAAGCGUGGUUGCACUAUUAUUAUCACGUAUGGUCUCCCGUGUGCUUGUGCUAUUGCUAAAAAAGUGAGAUUUGGUAAGCCAGUAACAAUGAAUGAAAUCACUCAUUAUUGGAAGAGACUUACUUUUGAUGAUGAUGGUUGUGUCGAAGAAGAUUCGAAUAUCUCUAUUAUUUCCGAAUUGGAGGCGAUACAAGAGAGGUUUUUGAAGACCGAUGACAACAUGAAAUUAUACAUCAAAGAACAAUUGCAGAGGAUUGGAUUUCCCGAAACAACCGACAUGAAACCGCCGUCUUAA
This is a messenger RNA of Vicia villosa (hairy vetch), 1086 nucleotides long. RefSeq lists its product as uncharacterized. Bases 1 to 1086 code for a protein of 361 amino acids. The record is from RefSeq and is a predicted model, not a curated record. The transcript has a single exon. Lineage: Eukaryota; Viridiplantae; Streptophyta; Magnoliopsida; Fabales; Fabaceae.